Tetrapisispora phaffii CBS 4417 is the source of this 465-nucleotide messenger RNA. RefSeq lists its product as uncharacterized. The record is from RefSeq and is a predicted model, not a curated record. Lineage: Eukaryota; Fungi; Ascomycota; Saccharomycetes; Saccharomycetales; Saccharomycetaceae. The transcript has a single exon. Bases 1 to 465 code for a protein of 154 amino acids.
AUGGCUAAUCGUAUGGCAAAAUUGGACGAACUGUUGUCCGCAAUCAGUUUGGAGUAUAGCAAUAUUGCAAACGAUGCUAAUUCAAUGGCGAUGCAAAACCAAAAGGGCUACGAGUUUCAAAUCAAUCAACAUAUAUCAGAAUUACAAUCAAUAAGAAACAAAAUCUUUGAAUUGGAAUUGACUCAUAAAAAGAUGAAGCAGAGUUACGAAGAGGAAAUAAAUAGACUGAAGUUAGAUAUCAACCAAAGAGAUAACCAGAUACUCAAUUUGCGGUCAGCAGCACCAAACGGUCACCAAAUAUUGCACCAACCACCGCAACCAACUAUUCAAAUGCAUAUGUCCCCUCCAACUAUACCUAUUGCUGCCCAGCCCACUAUUCACAACACCAACAAUAGACUAAUGAAUGUUCAGCAGCAGCAGCAGCAGCAGCAACACAUUUUACCGAAUAUUAAUCCAAUUUUGUAA